This is a messenger RNA of Xiphophorus maculatus (southern platyfish), 1812 nucleotides long. It is a transcript of the gene uckl1a, whose product is annotated as uridine-cytidine kinase-like 1. NCBI's taxonomy places the organism in Eukaryota, Metazoa, Chordata, Actinopteri, Cyprinodontiformes, Poeciliidae. The coding region runs from base 68 to 1690 and encodes 540 amino acids. Gene Ontology annotation, molecular function: kinase activity; ATP binding. The transcript has 16 exons. Gene Ontology annotation, cellular component: cytoplasm. The record is from RefSeq and is a predicted model, not a curated record.
CCCCGGGCCCACCGGGUGUUGUUUCGGGGAGGUUGCCACGGUAACCGACCGGCUAGAGAGCAGCGAGAUGUCGAGCGGAUCGGAUAUGUCUCUGCUUGACUGCACCGGAGCCCGAAUCUCCGGAUGCUGGUCACUGAGAAGCGACCGCAGUGGGAGCGGAGAGGACUCGCUGGACCGGCUCCUGCCUCACGCCGGGGCCCCCCGCAGGAAGAGCGCCACCUCUCUGAGUAAAACAGAACCACCUCUGCUCCGCACCGGCACACGUACCAUCUACACCGCCGGCCGCCCUCCCUGGUACGACGAGCACGGCGCUCAGUCCAAAGAGGCUUUCGUCAUCGGUCUGUGUGGGGGCAGCGCCUCAGGGAAGACCACUGUGGCCAACAAGAUCAUCGAGGCGCUCGAUGUGCCGUGGGUUGUGCUUCUGUCUAUGGAUUCUUUCUACAAGGUUUUAUCCCCAGAGGAGCAGCUCCUGGCAGCGCAGAACGACUACAACUUUGACCAUCCGGGGGCGUUCGACUUUGAGCUGCUGGUGGCCACACUGCGAAAGCUGAAGCAGGGAAAGAGCGUCAAGAUCCCAGUGUAUGACUUCACCACGCAUGGGAGGCAGAAAGACUGGAAAAAUGUGUACGGCGCGAGUGUUAUCAUAUUCGAGGGAAUAAUGUCUUUUGUAGACAAAGAGCUUCUUCAGCUGCUGGAUAUGAAAAUCUUUGUGGACACAGACUCAGACAUCCGACUCGUCCGCCGGCUCCGCAGGGACAUCACAGAGCGCGGCCGGGACAUUGAAGGCGUCAUCAAGCAGUACAACAAGUUUGUGAAGCCUGCCUUUGAGCAGUACAUUGAACCCACCAUGAGGCUGGCCGACAUCGUUGUGCCUCGAGGUGGUGGGAACAUGGUGGCCAUCGAUCUGAUAGUUCAGCACGUCCACAGCCAGCUGGAGGAGCGUGAGCUCAGUGUCAGAGCUCUGCUCGCCUCGGUCCAGCAGACGCAGCCGCUGCCUCAGACGCUCAGCGUGCUGGAGAGCUCGCCGCAGGUCCGCGGCCUGCACACCAUCAUCAGGAACAGAGAGACGAGCCGAGAUGAGUUCAUCUUCUACUCAAAGAGAUUAAUGCGUCUUCUCAUCGAACAUGCUCUGACUUUUCUACCCUCUCAGCCUUGUGUGGUUCAGACUCCGCAAGGCCCGGACUACGACGGGCGCAGCUACAAGGGGAAAGGAAUCACCGGCGUCUCCAUCCUGAGGGCAGGAGAGACCAUGGAACCCGCCCUGAGGGCCGUGUGCAAGGACGUCCGCAUUGGGAAGAUCCUGAUCCAGACCAACAUGGACUCCGGCGAGCCAGAGCUGCACUACCUGCGCUUGCCCAAAGACAUCAGCGAGGAUCACGUCAUCUUGAUGGACAGCACCGUCUCCACCGGCGCCGCGGCCAUGAUGGCGGUCCGGGUUCUGCUGGAUCAUGAGGUUCAGGAAGAAAAAAUCAUGCUGGUGUCGCUGCUGAUGGCUGAACUGGGAGUGCACUCUGUGGCCUACGCCUUCCCAAAGGUCAAGAUCAUCACCACCGCUGUGGACAAGGACCUGGACGGAUCCUUCCACGUUAUUCCUGGUAUCGGAGACUUUGGGGACCGGUACUUUGGGACGGAUGGGUCGGUUGGUUGGAGCGAUGAAGAGAACCAGGAAGCGAGAGAGAGGGGGAUCUGAGCCUGGAUGCAGUUUUCUCUGCACUCACACGAGUAGAAACCACUGCUUGAACUGAGAGGCUCCCAUCUGAGGUCACGGACGGUCACAGGCUGGCAGCUGAAUAUUUUUACCUCCUCAGACUC